AUGACUUAUGAGCGAGUAACAGAUGUAUGUCAAAUAUUUAAAGAAAUUCGAGAAAAUAUCGAUGAUGAGUUUAAACAAAUAUUUUCUAAUGUAGAAGAGUCUAUGUUAGAAGGAAUUAUUGAGGCACCAAGAACUGUAGGUCGACAAACUGCACGUAACCAUAUUCCAUCUGAUUCUCCGGAACAGUAUUACAAAAGAUCAAUAUUUUUACCGUUUUUGGAUCAUUUUAUUUGUCAAUUACAAGAUAGAUUUACUAAUCAUCAUCAAUGUAAUGGCCAAACUACAAUCACUUAUUCCAAAUUUUCUUAA
Molecule: messenger RNA, 309 nt
Organism: Macrosiphum euphorbiae (potato aphid)
Lineage: Eukaryota; Metazoa; Arthropoda; Insecta; Hemiptera; Aphididae
Source: the annotation of a GenBank genome assembly